CCAUUUCACGGAAUUUUCCAUUGAAUGAUGGGUUGUGGUUUGAAAUUGAGAAUUCCACAGAUACUGAGGGGAAGGAAAUCAAAAUUCCUCAAAAUGUAUUUAGGGCUGUGUUAGAGGUGUAUGUGUCAUUCCAUGAGAGUGAUGAGUUUUUGGCAUGGAAAUCCACCAAAUGACUAUCUUUUGGCUAAUAAUCUUACUGACACAGCAGGAAAUGGGCCUUUCAGGGAAGUUGUAGUCACUCUUGAUGGAAAUGUGAUUGGUGCAAUUUGGCCUUUUACAGUGGUUUAUACAGGAGGGAUUAACCCGCUGUUGCGGAGACCAAUUUCUGGCAUUGGAUCAUUUGAUCUCCCUUCAUAUGAUAUUGAAAUUACUCCAUUUUUAGGGAAUAUGUUGGAUGGUAAAACACACACAUUGCAGUUCCGAUUUUCAAAUGCUUUGAAAUGUGUGGGUUUAAAUGGAACUUUCUUGACAAAAGCAAACAGGUCCAUAUCCUCAACUGGUUGGGUUAAGGCAUCUCAUGGCAAGAUCAUGACUAAAGCCAUUCAAAAGUUUUGUUAUAGUGACUCAAUGGUGAUGGGAGAUAAUGGGAAUGUUCAGAUGGUGAAUCAGGAGAUCCAUUUUGAUGACAGUGUUCAGGUCAAGAAGGCAUACACUUUCUCCAAAGCAAAGAAAUCAUCUAAUGUUACGCUGGGAUUUAAUGAAAAGAAGUUUGGAGUCAGAGGCGCUGGUUUCAAAAUGCCUGUCAGUUUUGUUGAAAAUUUACAGAAUGGGCAGGGCAUCAUGGUCGUUAAGAACAACUUGGUUGCCAGUGGAGUCAGGAGUACCCAACAAAACUACAAGUAUGAAGGCAAUAAAUUUUGCUACUUGAGGAACAUUAUUCUUAAUGAUGUUUACAAAUCUGGCUUCUUUUGUGUUGUAAAUUGCAAUCCCAUCCUUCUAGCUUCAACUUUGCAGUAAACCUGAAAUGCAGAAUAAGAUAAGGCCUGUUAUUAGAGUUUACAAACUCUGAUCAUUCAUAUUUGGCAGUUGAGUUGGUUCAAUGCUCAUGCUGGUCUGUAUAGGACAUUAGAUUGACAUGUAUAUAUGGAAAUGCAGUUCUCUUUUGGCAAAAUUCAACAUCAAGUCCAACUUUUGUGGCAGUUGCCAUGCUAAAAUGAAGUAUUUGCAGGGGGUUUCAUGGCUGUAUCCUUUACCAACAUUGACGUUGGUUAUGUCAAUGCUCUAGCUUCCAUCCUCUGUUUCCUUUCCUUCCUGCUUCUUUUGGUGAUUUUUCUCUUUUAUUUGAGUUUGGAGUGUAAAAGUUUCUCAAUGUCCCUUGAUAUCUUAGUUUUUUUACAGCUUUAUCGUUUUGUUAAAUGAAUCUAAUAAUAGGGUGUUUUUUGUUUCUUCUUUCUGGUUUUGGUUGAUUUUGUUUGUUGUUUAUGUGGUUACUGUAAUUUUUUAGUUAUCAAAAAAAGGGUCAUUUGAUUUCUUUGACUCAUUAAAGGAACCUAGUGAGGAAAAGACCGAGAGUGAGUCUCUUUGUUGGUGCUUGGUGAAUUGUGUUGUAUGGUUUGGCAAUGAUGAUACAUGUGGAAGGGAUUCAAUUUGGAAGUGAAUGCUUUAGUGGGAAGCUGAAUUCUGUGAAUUGUGGUCGCUUGAAAUUAUUCUGUCCAUCACGGAAGAUUGUUGACAUGAGACAAGCAAUCCUAUGUUGAACAAUUGAAAAUCCAACCAACAAGAGCUUAGUAGAGUUUGUACCCACUAAUUACAAAGCUUAUGUAAUUAGUGGUGUCAACUAUUCCUUUCCGAGCCUUUAGUAUUUAAUAUUCUCUUCUUGCAACAUACGCAAGUUCCCAAGUUUCUUAAGGAAGGAAGAGAGUUUGAAAGUAUUGGAUAUUUCCAAGAACAAGAUUUCUUGUCAAAUUCACAAAUGGGAAAUAGAAGGGAUGUCAUUGU
Messenger RNA from Rubroshorea leprosula, 1938 nucleotides. Lineage: Eukaryota; Viridiplantae; Streptophyta; Magnoliopsida; Malvales; Dipterocarpaceae. The record is from the annotation of a GenBank genome assembly.